CCGACAUUGAUUCCAAUGCACACCCCUGUAUGAUUAUAAAAACAUUGAAGAUGAUAUGGGGUGGAUCGACAGCUAAUCAGAUAGUUUUGGGAACUUCUGAACUUGAUCAGCACUGCCUGUGUGACCCUCCGUAUCAAAAACCUGUUCGCCCUCAAACUCACUAUGUAAGCAGUGAUUCAGAAGAGGCUUCGGGUUCCGAUCAAGAAUGGGUCGUGUUUCAUGGGGAUCGUUCCUCUAUCGACCGCAAAAUCGUUAAUCCUUCUAGUGACGAUGACUGGCAUGUUCUUAGUGAUAAUCUAAGUCCAACGGAAGAAAGUCUGAUUGUAUCUGAAAGUAACUCUGAGUUCGCCAGUGACUAUGAUUCUGAACCAGACCAAGCUCAGGAACACGCUGAAGAUUUUGUAAACCAAGAUUACGUCGACCAAACGCCUUCUCGCGACGGAGUUGGAAAUUUUAAUGAAACAUUUUCAGAUAUCUAUUUUGCGUCUAAUGAAACAAGCAACUUUUCUCCCGAAUUUGAAGAAAAUCAUACUUCUGAGGCAACGAAUCCCAAUAUCACAGAACCAGAUGUCUUUGAUUACAAAACUCAAAGCCAAAAUGUAAAUAUUUCCGAAACUAGAGUAAGAACUCUUGGCAGUGCGCGAGAUUCUUUAAUGUCCACAUUACGUAAUGUAUUCCGAAUUGAAGAGGAGGUUGUUUCAAUAAUUGAAAGGGAACAACCACCACAGGUUUAUCAACGACUUGCAGAAUCUGCCUCUGCUAACGCAAAGUUUGAAUUGGGUGAUUUAGGCAUGAUGAAUCCUAUUAAAUCAUUAGCAAAUGUGAACAACGAAAACAUAAAUGUUCAUUCCGAGAAAAAACAAGUGCAAUCUAUACAACUAUCCACUAUUGACAGUACACCUAUUUCUUAUUCGCGUUUAUCUUCCGGUAAUGCGUCCAUUAUUACUAGAUUGGGGAGUAGGCCCAAUGUACCAAAGGAUCCAAUGGCUGUCAAAUUCUCACCAACUAUACCCAAGGAUGCAAUAAACAAUAUAUUGACAAGCAAUAAUAUUAACAG
This is a messenger RNA of Paraglomus brasilianum, 1057 nucleotides long. Lineage: Eukaryota; Fungi; Glomeromycota; Glomeromycetes; Paraglomerales; Paraglomeraceae. The record is from the annotation of a GenBank genome assembly.